AUCAGUCUCUCUUCUAUUUUCUGAUGUGGAACAGGGCUUGAUGAGAGGACCUAAUAGAAUGUGUUUUUGUUUGCGUUUGCAGAUGUAAAUAGUAUAUAGAGACUACGCAGAAAUGUAAGGUCAAGAUCUUUUCGAUCCCUCUGUGAAACUUUGGUCAGUUGCGCAAGUUUACUUGGAGAAAGGAGGCGGGACCGCCGUGUGCCGCCAGCUCCAGCUCCUGCCAUGGCUGCAGCGGUGUGGACUCUCAGAGGACGCAGAGCUGCUGCUCUUCUGGGGACGGUGACUGGAUCCAGGUGGAAUCACACCGCUUUAAAAACGCGUUAUGACGCGCUGGUGAUCGGUGGAGGUCACAAUGGACUGGUGGCAGCUGCCUAUCUUCAGAAGGGAGGAGUGAAAACAGCUGUGCUGGAGCGCAGACAUGUGCUGGGAGGAGCAGCUGUGUCAGAGGAGAUUGUUCCUGGUUAUCAUUUCUCCAGGUGUUCCUACUUGCUCAGUUUGUUGCGACCACACAUUUACAAAGAACUAGAGCUAAAGAAACAUGGGCUAAAAGUCUACAUGAGAGACCCCCAUGCCUUCACCCCCAUGUUGGAGGAGGGGGUGAGAGGUGCUCCGCCUCGAUCCCUCACCCUGGGCUCAGACCUCGUCAAGAACCAGAAUGAGAUUGGCAAAUUCUCACUAAAUGAUGCUAAGGCUUAUCCGGAAUUUAUUGCACACCUUGAGAAACUAGCAGGUGCGAUCCACCCUCUACUGGACAAUCCACCUGUAGACAUUCCAGGCUUCACUGCUGGAUCUCUGAGGAAGAGGUUGGCUGCAGCUAAAACACUGAUGCCUGUCGUCAAAUGCGGUCUGAAACUUGGCCGAAACUUUCCAGACUUUUAUGAGAUUAUAACUGCGCCGAUAAUGAAGAUUCUGUGCAAGUGGUUUGAGUCAGAGCCACUGAGAGCAACGCUGGCGACAGAUGGUGUGAUAGGAGCCAUGACCAGCCCUAGUAAUCCUGGUAGUGGGUAUGUUCUGCUACACCAUGUGAUGGGAGAGCUGGAGAAGGAGAAGGGAGCAUGGGGCUAUGUAGAAGGAGGCAUGGGAGGUGUGUCUCAGGCUAUUGCCAAAGCUGCUCGAUCCUACGGUGUAGACAUUUUCACUGAAAAGGAUGUAAAACAGAUCCUUGUUGGUUCAGACGGUGGAGCUCAGGGGGUGGUGCUAACAGAUGGAACAGAGAUCCACAGUGAAGUGGUUUUAUCAAAUGCUACCCCCUAUGUUACCUUCAAGAACCUCACGCCACAGUCGUCCCUGUCUCCAGACUUCAUCAAAGCUGUAGACCAAAUAGACUACACUUCACCUGUUACUAAGAUCAAUGUGGCAGUAGACAAGUUACCAAACUUCCUAGCAUCCCCCACUCCGGAUGACAAACCUGGACCCCACCAUCAGUGCUCAAUCCACCUAAACUGUGAAAGUGUGGACAUCCUAGAGCACGCAUAUAAUGAGGCCAGGAAUGGACGUCCCUCAACGAGACCAAUGCUGGAGAUGACAAUCCCAUCUGCUCUAGAUCCCACUCUUGCUCCCCCUGGCUGCCACGUGGUGUCACUGUUUACCCAGUUCACUCCCUACCACAUAGAGGGCAGAGAGUGGACUGACCUGGACCGGGAAACUUUUGCAGACACAGUGUUUGAUUGGGUGGAGCAGUACGCCCCAGGAUUCAAAGCGUCAGUGGUGGGCAGAGACAUCCUGUCACCGCCAGACCUGGAGAGGAUCUUUGGACUCACCGGCGGGAAUAUCUUCCAUGGAUCAAUGUCUAUGGAUCAGCUCUACUUAGCUCGACCUUUGCCCUGUCUCUCAGACUACCGCUCACCAAUUAGAGGACUCUAUUUGUGUGGCAGCGGCUGUCAUCCAGGUGGUGGAGUGAUGGGGUCUCCGGGCUGGAACGCAGCACUCACUGUAAUAGCUGACCUUAAACGUCGCUAAGAAAAGGGACAGCAUAAAAAGUUAAUUCUGCUAUGCUUCACUAAAUCUUUCCUGUGUGAACUCUUCAAAUCUGAGAUGAAAAUUUAAGCACAAGCUAUAUGACAAGAUUUUUUCCACAUGAUGCUCUGUAAUGACCGUCCGGGGUGUACCCCGCCUCUUGCCCAUUGACUACUAGGAUAGGCUCCAGUCCCCACACGACCCCAUUAGGGAAUAAGCAGUUACUAAAAUGGAUGGAUGGAUGCUUUGUAGUGUAACUCUGAUUUUAACGAGAUUACUUACUGAUUUAAUGGGGCAAGUAAAAUGGAAUAUUGUUUGCUAUCCAUGUAAUAGGUUUAAUAAUGUGAUCUAACUCAGCCUGCAUUAAAUAAAUGACACCAAUACCAAAGUGAUGUUUAGAGAAAAUAUAUAUUUUAGAUACAUUGCAUUUAUAUUGAUAAUGUAAAAACAAAACAAAACAUUUUCUGAUGAGAAUUUGUUUAAAUAAAAUCAAUUGAUAAAUUCAA
Messenger RNA from Menidia menidia (Atlantic silverside), 2462 nucleotides. The record is from the annotation of a GenBank genome assembly. Lineage: Eukaryota; Metazoa; Chordata; Actinopteri; Atheriniformes; Atherinopsidae.